Plutella xylostella (diamondback moth) is the source of this 3429-nucleotide messenger RNA. Lineage: Eukaryota; Metazoa; Arthropoda; Insecta; Lepidoptera; Plutellidae. The record is from RefSeq and is a predicted model, not a curated record.
AACUGUCAAACAGGAUGCUGUCAUGUUGUGUCAAAGACUGCAUUGUGUUGUGUGCGCGGAAUAAAUUUUAUAAAUCUAAAUAAAAUCGGCAAAGUGGACUAGUAAUGUUUACGUGAGCUUGUGUUUGUUAGAAUAUUGGAUUUUACAUAUUGUGCCAGCGUUGUUUUGUUAUACUUGUGUCUCUAUGAACGGUCGGCAACGGUGGAGUCAUACGGAUACAAAGAUAAGACUAAUGAGCGGUGGCAGCGGGACUCGCGGCCGGUCGUGAGGUCUGCGCAGGCGCCGCCCGCCUUCGUGAUGAUCACACCCCGCCAUGCGUCGGCGGCCAUUUUAAACCGGAAACCGUUGUCGGCUCAAGAUGGCCGCGCGCUGCGUCCCCACCGCGCUCAACUAUGAGAUGUGGAAGCACGGCAAGUGGCGACAGAAAGCGUCACGCCGGACGAUAGACAGUGGUAGUUAAGUGUAGUGUGUUAUAGUGUGAUGGCGAUGUCGGGGUCGCGCGCGCCGCUGCUGGAGGGCGGCGAGUACGUGCACAAGGCGCCGGCGCCGCGCUGCUGCUUCUGGCUGGCGAGCCACGUCAACGUGCGCAAGUGCGUGGCCGCCGCCAUGCUCGUUUCGCUCCUCACCAUCUUCUUCUACGGGUACUACGUCACGGCGCCUCUUACUAGCCUGGUGUGGCGCGACCGCAUCCCGCGCCCGCUCUCCCAGUGCUCGCUACUGGCGCCUGCCCGCGGGGCGGCACGGGACCACCGCUCGGCCGCGCGCCUGCGCAUCGACGCCAAGGUGCUGGUCAUCGUGGAGUCGGCCUACUCGCGCCUCGGCCGCGAUAUAGCCGAGCUGCUGGUGGCUAAUAGGAUACGAUACAAACUCGAAGUGGCCGGCAAGAGUCUCCCGGUCCUCACCACGCUGGACAAGGGCCGCUACGGCGUCAUAGUGUUCGAGUCUCUGUCCAAGUACGCGAGCAUGGACAAGUGGAACCGCGAGCUGCUGGACAAAUACUGCCGCGAGUACUCGGUCGGAGUCGUCGGGUUUGCGACACCGGCCGAGGAGACGCUGGUCGGUGCACAGUUGAAGGGGUUCCCGCUGUUUAUGCACACCAAUCUGAGGUUGAAGGACGCAACCCUGAACCCCGCGUCCCCGGUGCUGCGGCUGUCGCGCGCCGGCGAGACGGCGUGGGGCGCGCUGCCCGGCGACCACUGGACCGUGUUCCGCGCCAACAGCUCCACGUACGAGCCCGUCGCCUGGGCGCUCAUGCAGGCCGAGUACGGGAUCACUGAACGCAGUCCACUGGCCACGGUCAUCCAGGACCACGGCCGGCUGGACGGCGUGCAGCGCGUGCUGUUCGGCUCGGGUCUACAGUUCUGGCUGCACCGCCUGUUGUUCCUUGAUGCGUUAAGUUAUCUGAGCCAUGGCCAGCUUAGCUUGAGCCUCGAGCGGUGGAUACUCGUCGAUAUUGACGACAUAUUCGUCGGGGAGAGAGGUACCCGCCUGCACGUGGAAGACGUGAAGGCUCUACUAGCGUCCCAGGCAGCACUUCAGCGGCUGGUGCCAGGGUUCCGCUUCAACCUGGGCUUCAGCGCCAAGUACUUCCACCGAGGCACCGCGCCCGAGAACUGUGGGGACGAUGAGCUGCUUAAACACACGCAUCAGUUUAACUGGUUCUGCCACAUGUGGAACCACCAGCAGCCGCACCUCUACAGCAACGUGACCCAGCUCGAGGCGGAGAUGAUGCUGAACAAGCAGUUCGCGCUGGAACACGGCAUCCCCAUCAACUCGAGCUACUCUGUCUCUCCGCACCACUCCGGAGUGUACCCGGUGCAUGAGCCGUUGUAUGAGGCGUGGAAGAAAGUGUGGGAUGUGAAGGUGACGAGUACGGAAGAGUACCCGCAUCUGCGGCCGGCUAGGCUCCGUCGCGGGUUCCGCCACCGAGGGGUCAUGGUGCUGCCGCGGCAGACGUGCGGGCUGUUCACCCACACGCUGCUGCUAGAGCGGUACCCCGGAGGCAGGCAGCGGCUCGACAGGAGCAUACAGGGCGGGGAACUGUUCCAGACUGUUAUUAAUAAUCCUAUAAACAUAUUCAUGACGCACAUGUCGAACUACGGCAACGACCGGCUCGCGCUCUACACGUUCGAGUCGGUGGUGAAGUUCCUGCGCUGCUGGACCAACGUGCGGCUCGGCUCGGCGCCGCCGCUGCAGCUCGCGCACAAGUACUUCCAACUGAGACCCGACGAACUGAGCCCGCUGUGGGGGAACCCAUGCGACGACGUCCGCCACCGCCGCAUCUGGUCCAAGAGCAAGUGGUGCGGCACCCUCCCUAAAGUCCUCGUCAUCGGGCCACAGAAGACGGGCAGCACGGCGCUGUAUACCUUCCUAGCCAUGCACCCCGCGCUGGCGCCCAACCUGCCCAGCCCCACCACGUAUGAGGAGCUGCAGUUCUUCAAUAACAACAACUAUUUGAAGGGGUUGGAUUGGUACCUGGAGUACUUCCCGCCGGGGCCGGGCAACUCGUCGCGGCUGACGUUCGAGAAGUCGGCGACGUACUUCGACGGCGAGCUGGUUCCGCGCCGCGCGCAUGCGCUGCUGCCGAAUGCGAAGAUCAUAGCCAUCUUGAUAUCACCCUCCAAGAGAGCGUACUCAUGGUACCAGCACAUCCGGUCGCACGGUGACCCGGCGGCGAACAACUACUCGUUCCACACGGUCAUCACCGCGAACGACUCCGCGCCCAAACAGCUGCGAGACCUCAGGAACCGCUGCCUGAACCCGGGCAAGUACGCCCACUACCUCGAGCGCUGGCUGCUGGAGUUCAGCCCGCACCAGCUGCUGACGCUGGACGGGGCGCAGCUCCGCGCCGACCCCGCGCUGGCCAUGGACGCCGUGCAGAAGUUCCUCAAGCUCGAGCACCGCGACUACCGGCAGCUGCUCAAGUACGACGCGAAAAAGGGCUUCUUCUGUCAAGCGGUAAGCAAGGAGAAGACGAAGUGCUUGGGCAAGUCUAAGGGACGAGUUUACCCUCCCAUGGAGGAGCGAUCAGCCAAGUUCCUGAAGCGGUACUACACGCCACACAACACAGCCUUGUCCAAGCUACUGGUGCGCCUUGGCCGGCCCGCGCCGCAGUGGCUCAAGGACGAUCUGUCGUCCGCCGGAUAGCACUACUCUAACACAGGUGCAGUGCAACAGAAAGACAGAGACAAAACACAAGGCCUCAUCCGGGUCUGUGUCGUGACUGUACCCUGAAGAGGGCCAGAGUGAGUGGAGUGACUAUAUCAGUGAUAGUGAUGUUGACAAGACAUUUUUGUCGAGUGUUUUAAAAUACCCUAUCUUUGUUGAGAAAUAACUUUAUCGAUUCUAAUAAAGAGUUAUAUGUCUUGAUGUAUUUAGUUGGGGACGGGAGAUCUUACUGCGAGUACAUUUUAUACUUUCUGCCAUUUA